Messenger RNA from Colletotrichum spaethianum, 4197 nucleotides. RefSeq names its product two-component system protein B. Gene Ontology annotation, molecular function: protein binding; phosphorelay sensor kinase activity. The coding region runs from base 1 to 4197 and encodes 1398 amino acids. Lineage: Eukaryota; Fungi; Ascomycota; Sordariomycetes; Glomerellales; Glomerellaceae. The record is from RefSeq and is a predicted model, not a curated record. Gene Ontology annotation, biological process: phosphorelay signal transduction system; phosphorylation. The transcript has 3 exons.
AUGCCACCCCCCGAACCUCUCAUUACCAGCAGCCAUGCCCACGGCAACAGUCCCCUAGCCGCCCCUCUCAAAACCGCCAUUCUGGUAGAGGAACCUACCAAGCCGGCUUCGCGCCCUUCUACUGGAGACAGCGGUUUCAACUUCGACACAAUAUCGCAACCCGAUGCCGGUUCGCUGCGCAGCGAUGGCGCCCCGAGCACGACCAGCAGCGGUCGCUUCUUCCGCGACAACUUCAACCUGGCAGCCGGCGACGGCAAGCGCUCACAAUCGGCAAGCCCGUUCCGUAUAUCGAUGCCUUACAUCACCCCGGGUCAGCUCGCAUUCUCCGCCAUGCAAUAUCUGCCCGUCCCGUUGUUGGUCCUGAACAACCUCAAAACCGUAGUGCUUGCGAACGAAGCGAUGGGCAGGAUGCUUGGCAUGACCAACGACGCACUCGAAGACAACUCCUACGUGGCCGAGAGGUUGAGAGGGCAAUCACUGUCCCAAGUGGGCAUUGACAUGAUCCAGGAAGGACGCCCGGUAUGGGUCGGAUGGGAAGCGUUCUUGGACUCCCUCGUACUGGAAAUGGGUGCGAGACAGGCAUCGAAAGACGCCGGCGACAUGUUCGCUCAAGGCCAAGGCGGAGAAGCGACACCAACACCCAAUUCUCUGGCCCCACCGUUGCCGGACGCGCAGUCGAGCCCGUCGAUGGUCAAGGACGCCGUGGUCGACGUGAUUAUUUCCCGGAAAGAGCUUGGCAAGCCCGGAUACGAUCCUCGGAGAAAGACUGGUGCAUCGGAACACCAGGUUUACGCCAAGAUGAUUGUGACGAUCUGGGAGAUUGAGGAUCACCAGGUCUACUUCACGUUGACAUUCACGAGCUCCCAAUCGCCGACGUCAUCGCUCGUGUCAAACCGCAAGGCUGUGGCGAAAUCCAACAUUCUGGAGCAAGCGGACCGCAAAACGAUUUCGAAUUCGAACCCGCCCUCCGUCAGCUCCAGCCACGACUCGAGUUCGCCGUCUUUCCGUGUAAGCCCUAGUGCGGUUUCGCUGUCGUCGAGCCCAUUCCCUCCCAUGGGGCCGCCUUCAACGGCAGCACACGCGAGCACGCCUUCGAUUUUGCAAAAAAUGAUUCUCAUGAAGGACGCCUUACUCGACAACACGACAAUGCCGAUUCUUGCCAUGUGGAAGGACGGCAGCGUGACGUUUCCCAACCGGGCCGCCCGCAUCCUCCUGCGCCAAGAAAGCGACUUGGAAAAGUCUUCGGACGGCUUCGACUUACUGCCCGGCUGGACUAUCUACGACGGGGACUUCACAAGGGAGCUGGACGUUGGCGAGUAUCCCAUUUCCAUCCUGCUGCGAACGGAGACGCCCUUCAGCAACAUGCGCGUGGGCAUGAUCGAUCACAACGGCAAGAGGAGAGUUUACGAUGCCCUAGGAGAAGCGAUUCGUGAUGAUAGCACAGGCGAAUUCCUGGCCGGAGUUGUCACCUUCCGAGAUGUCACCAAGAUGACGGAAGAGAUCACCGAGAUAAAGGAGCGCGACGAGGAGCGUUUCAAGCUGAUUUGCGACACCAUGCCGCAAUUAGUAUGGACCACGAGACCAGACGGCUACCACGACUUUUUCAAUACCCGUUGGUACACGUAUACGGGCCUAACGCCCGAAGAAUCAUUAGGCCUCGGAUGGAAGCAUCCAUUUCACCCGGACGAUAUGCCCGAAACCACCAAGAGAUGGUUCCAUUCGCUGGCAACCGGCGACCCCUACGUGACCGAGUAUCGGUGCCGCAGCAAGACUGGCGAAUGGCGGUGGAUGUUAGGAAGAGCUCUACCGCUAAGGAACAAGGAGACUGGCGAAAUCGAGAAGUGGUUUGGAACCUGCACGGAUGUAAACGAAGGCAUUGAGGCCAAGCUCGCGGCCCGAAGCACCAGGCAACAGCUCCUGAGCGUUCUUGCGCACUCGCAAGUCACGAUAUUCACUGUCGACACCAAGCUCAAGCUCACAAUGUUGGAGGGUGCUCUUAUCUGGGACAGCAACGGAGAAGACAGUACGUCUUAUCAUUCGAGCUGGUUCAUUGGGCAGGACAUGUAUGAAGUCUUCAACCGCCUCAAUCCUCAGCUCAAGUCCGGAGAGCGGCCCAAGUUUCUGCGACCCGUCGAAGACAUCUUGGCGGGUGGAAAGACGGAAGAAGUGGCAGAACACGGCAUGGAUGGCCGAUGGUACCGCACGAGGUUUUUGCCGAUCCUCGGCAAGAAGGCCAAAGAAGGCAUCGUGACGAACGAGACUUGCAUCGAAGGCGUAAUCGGUGUCAUUAUGGACGUCAGUGAGCUCAAGGAGAAGGCUGAGGAUCUUGAGGAAGAGUCCCGCGAGAAGAAGCAAGCAAUGGCCAAUGAGGCGGCUGCCAAGGAGGCCAACAGACUGAAGAGUCAAUUCCUUGCCAACAUGUCUCACGAGAUUCGGACGCCCAUUACUGGUGUGAUCGGCAUGGCCGAGUUGCUGCGGGACAUGGAGCUUGACGACGAGCAAACCGAGUAUGUGGAGAACAUUCAGCGGUCGGCCAACGCCCUCUUAACCGUCAUCAACGACAUUCUCGACUUCUCAAAGGUUGAGUCGGGACGCCUUGACAUCGAGGAAGUUCAAUUUUCACUAUCCGUCAUCGUGACAGACGUGAAGAAGAUGCUGAGUUUUGCUGCCGAGCGGAAGAAUCUCGACUUCCGUUCCGAUAUAUCUGGGGAGGUCGAGAACGAUUUGGUCGUUAUUGGAGACCCCGGUCGCGUACGCCAGAUCAUCACAAACCUCCUGACUAACAGCAUCAAGUUCACAAACCAGGGCUAUGUCAAAUUCUCAGUCCAGAAGGAAAAGGAAACGUCAGACAGCAUAGUGGUCAAGUUCAUCGUUGAGGAUAGCGGCAUUGGCAUUGAGGAAGAGGUCCGCAAGAAGCUUUUCCAGCCGUUCAGUCAAGGAGACGCAUCCACAGCGAGAAAGUUUGGCGGCACUGGCUUGGGCUUGACGAUAUGCAAGAACCUUUUGGAGCUCAUGCACGGUGACAUGACGUUGGAAUCGACACUGGGCAAUGGAACCGUCGCAACGUUCUGGGUCCCGUUCAGCAAGCCUCAACAACAACGCGGCGGCCCCCUGGUGGAGAUUGAUUCCAUCCCUGACAGGCUCCAGUCCGAAAUGAGUGUGUCCUGCAACAGCUCAGAAUUUGAGCAACUGCUAAGUACACCCCCAGCCUCCGGCGACUCGUCGCAAUUCCUUUCGGACAAAAACAAAUCGCCUGUUCGACGACUAUCCGUACGAACCCCACCAGCUUCGGAAGAAGAGAUGUUGCCACGUUCUGAACGCGCCAAGAUCCGUGUCCUGGUUGUCGAGGAUAAUGCCAUUAACCAGCAGAUUGCCACCAAGACAAUCAUGAAACUGGGCUUUACUGUAACAGCAGCUUGGAACGGGAAAGAUGCUCUCGAGUAUAUGGCGGCAGCCCAGCAAGGCAGGCACCCCAAGCCGGACAUCAUCCUCAUGGAUGUUCAGAUGCCCGUUAUCGAUGGCUACAAGUGUACGCAUCUACUGCGCCACCAUGUGCCGUACAAGGCCUACGUACAAGACGUACCCAUUGUGGCGAUGACAGCCUCGGCGAUCCAGGGCGACAAAGAGAAGUGCACCAGGGCGGGCAUGGAUGACUACCUUGCCAAGCCGGUCAAGAGCAAGACGUUGGAAAGGAUGUUGGUUCGAUGGAGCUUGGUCAAGAGGCCACAAACACCAGCACUGAAGGUCUCGGACGGCUCCAUAUCGGAUUGCUCAGACACAUCCGAGCAUUGCAGCAACGCGGACAUUCCUGGCAUCGCGCACGACCAGCCGGAUUCGCCAUCGCCCCCAGAUUCGACGCAAGCUGCCGCAGCUUCAAGCCGGCAACGAGGCGAGAGCCGGGAGCCAGACAGGGAGAGCCGGGGUGAUCCGGUGACGCCUCGGCCUCUUACCAGGAACAACUCUUACGAGCCGUCACCAUAUGAUCCUCCGACCGCAGGAGACCCCAUCAAGCCGAUUCGACGCUCCGAGACGGAUGAGCUCGCUUUGCAGGUACAGCAAGGGAAGCUCAUGGACGCGGCUGGGGACAAGAAGCUCCCGCGGCGAGGAGAGUCGUUCCAGACAGUAGUCGCGGGCGAUUCCUUGACGGAAGAAAACGUUGAGAAACUGGAAAAGGAGGAACAUAAUCGAAGGUCAUAG